UAUCUUGGUCCCCCAGUAGACAUGUGGGCAAUGGGCGUCCUCCUCUACUAUAUGUUGGUAGGAUUCCUGCCUUUUCGUGGUCGAACAGUCGGUCAGCUUCGCAAGGUCAUUUUAGAAGCGACAUCCGCAAACAGCGAAUUCCGAGUUCCGCCUCGUGUCUCAGAAGGUGCCACAAUUCUCAUUCAGCGACUGUUAACAAAAAAUCCUCUCAAUAGACCAAAAGCGUCAAAGUUGAUUGAAGAGGCUACACGAAGUUCGCAUUCCUCCCGAUCCAUUUCCAUGGAUAGAUUAGUUAGUGCAACGAUGAAUGCUUCCCCUUGGCACAAGAACGAACCCUGGUUGGCCCAUCAAGUUUUCCCCAAACCCUAUCCCAAAGUUAAUUCUGGACCACCUGGUGGAGCCCUAGGUGCUCGUUUGAUGCUGGCUGAGGCAAAGAAAAAAGGCAAACCGAGCAAUCCUUCCACCCCCGAUGAUUCACCUACCUCAAGUUUUACCACCUCCAAGUCAUCGAAUGUCCUCAAAAUCACCAUCACUCCACCUGAUUCGAAUGGAGAUGCUGUGAAUGCAAGUUCUGCUGUACGGCUGCCGAAAAAAAUUUCACCCUCGGAAGAGGCCAUUGUCCAGUCGGAGAUUGAGGCUGCUAAAAUUCUUCUUCACUUGGGCAUUUCAACCGAACGUCUGGCUGCACCUAGCAAUGGUGAUGCCAGAAAUUCAAUCACUGGAGCCUACAGAAUCAUGUUGCAUCAGUUACAAAGGUAA
Rodentolepis nana is the source of this 759-nucleotide messenger RNA. Lineage: Eukaryota; Metazoa; Platyhelminthes; Cestoda; Cyclophyllidea; Hymenolepididae. The record is from the annotation of a GenBank genome assembly.